GAGUUUUACUUGAAUCUUGAAUGUCGAACAUUAUACCUACCCGCUUUACAAAAGAGAACAUCAUACUUACCCCCCAAAAAAGAAUGUCGAACAAUACGCUUGUCUUUUGCUGCUAACAUGUUCAUCAGAGUUGCUUCUCACUUUUAUUUUUUAGGGUAGUUUCAUCUCUAGUGCUAAAAAUCAUCAGGUUGUUAGAGACAUGAUUCUGAAGCACUUCUUUUCUAGAGUGGCAAUCAACAAUAUUUCAAGACUUAAUGGAAGAAUUCCAUCUCCAUGCUCUUAUAUUUACAGAAAUGUGUCCACCAUUAGUACUACCAUUUCACCCUCCAUUCAUUCACCAAAUAUUUGGGAUGCUACUCUGUUGCCAAGUCCUAAAUUUCCAAAACCCCAUCUAUCUUUCAUCAAAUAUGUCCAUUCUGAUCCAACUACAAAACUGAAUAACUUGGGCAGUGACCCGAAUCUUGAGUCUGAAGAAGCAGAGGAGGAUGGAACCACGAAUGAGUUCUUGUCUCGAUUUGUGUGGAUAAUGCGUGGAAAGCUCAGUGAAGUCUACCAUGACUGUGAUAAGAAGACAAUUGAUAACAUGCUGUUAAUCAUUGUUGGAAAGGUUCUAUCAGAAAUGGAGAAGGGUGGCCUCGAGCAAAUGCUUGGUAUGGCAGUGGCUACCCCAUCUCAGGACUUCAGUGAGGAUCUCUGGAGGACAGUCUGGGAGGUUAGCAAUGAUGUCUUAAAUGACAUGCAGAUGGCAAUGAAGAAGGAAAAAAUGAAAGGGUUUCUUCAAUCUGAAGAAGUAAAGGAAAUGUGUAGAUUUGCAGGUGAAGUGGGUAUUCGUGGGGAGAUGCUGAGAGAGCUGCGCUUCAAGUGGGCUCGUGAGAAAAUGGAGGAGAGUGAAUUCUACCAGAGUUUGGAGCAUCUUUGCAAGGAAGAAGCCCAGGACCAAAAAGAAGAAGAUGAAACAAUUCAGAAGAAAACUGAAACCAUGGAUGAAGUGGCUGUUGGGAAUGAUUUUGUUGUGGAUCAAGAGAAAUCUAAGGUUGUUUCCUUACCAAGGAGACAUGGGAAGAUAAAAUACAAGAUUUACGGUCUUGAUCUCUCCGAUGCAAAGUGGGCUGAGGUGGCUGAUAAAAUACACGAGACUGGGGAGAUUCUCUGGCCUCAGGAGCCUAAACCAAUUUCUGGGAAAUGCAAACUGGUUACUGAAAGAAUUCUUUCAUUAAAGGAGGAGGAUGACCCUGCUCCACUGUUGGCUGAAUGGGUAGAGCAUCUCCAGCCUAACAGGACUGACUGGAUUUGUUUGCUUGAUAGAUUGAAAGAAAAGAAUGUCCGGCUACACUUAAAGGUUGCAGAGCUUGUUCUUGGAGAAGAAUCUUUUCAAACUAACAUCCGUGACUACUCAAAGCUCAUUGAGGCUCAUGCUAACGAGAACCAUUUAGAAGAUGCUGAAAGGAUUCUCAAGAAGAUGAAUGAAAAAGGCAUCCUGCCUGACGCGAUCACAUUCACUGUAUUGGUUCACAUGUAUAGCAAGGCAGGUAAUCUUGAACGAGCAAAAGAGGCAUUUGAAAACUUGAGGAGCCAAGGCUUUCGAGCUGACAUGAGGGUUUACAACCAUAUGAUAAUGGCAUAUGUCAAUGCUGGGCAACCCAAACUGGGUGAGUCGUUGAUGAGAGAGAUGGAGGCAAGGAAUAUGAAACCUACAAGGGAGAUUUAUAUGGCAUUGCUUCGUUCAUUUUCCAAGCAUGGUGAUGUUGGUGGAGCCCAACGAAUUGCAACCACAAUGCAGUUUGGGGGGUUCCAGCCUAGUAUGGAGUCGUGUACAUUGCUUGUCGAAGCAUUUGGGCAAGCAGGUGACCCCGAUCAGGCAAGAAGCAACUUUGACUACAUGAUAAAACUUGGUCACAAGCCUGAUGAUAGGUGCAUUGCUAGUAUGAUUGCAGCUUAUGAGAAGAAGAACUUGUUGGACAAGGCAUUAAAUCUUCUGCUGGAGCUUGAGAAGGACGGACAUGAGCUGGGGGUAGCUACUUAUAGUGUUCUGGUGGAUUGGAUGGGAAAACUGCAGCUGAUUGAUGAAGCCGAGUACCUAUUGGGCAGGAUUUCCGAGCAAGGGGAGUCUCCUCCAUUUAAUGUUCACAUAAGCCUUUGUGAUAUGUACUCAAGGGCAGGAGAUAAGAAAAAGGCUCUUAAAGCCCUGGGUGUUGUUGAGGCGAGGAAGGAACAGUUGUGCCAAGAGGAGUUUGAAAGGGUUAUAAAUGGGCUUAUAGUUGGUGGAUUUGUCCAGGAUGCUCGAAGGAUACAUGAAGUAAUGGAGACGCGGGGUUUUGCAGCUUCAGAGCCGCUUAAAGUAGCCUUGAUGGCAUCCCAAGUCAUAGGCCGCAAGAGACAACCAAUGAGCAUCCAGAAAACAACGUACAGGCAUCUGUUUGGUGGCAGAGAAUAUGAAAGAGCAAGUAAAACCUGUUAGAAUAUCCCAGCCAGAUCCACUAGAAUCCCCGCCAGAUAUUUUAGAAUGUUCUGUUGAUAGAUGUUGUAGGAUUACAUACAAUACAUGCUUAAUUGGAUCUCUAUCAUUUAUUGGUGGUUGGAUCUAAGAUUUUAUUAUCAUUAGUACUGGACUACAUGAAUCGAAUAACACACUAGCUUUUUUCUUCAAAAUUUCUUCUCUGCUUCUUGUACAGUUGUUCUAGUCUUCUUCACGUUCCCACACUCGUAUCUUGCUAGUUAAUCUUACUCAUGUACACUCGUAUCUUCCAU
This is a messenger RNA of Diospyros lotus (date-plum), 2748 nucleotides long. RefSeq lists its product as uncharacterized. The transcript is spliced from 4 exons. Gene Ontology annotation, molecular function: protein binding. The coding region runs from base 200 to 2458 and encodes 752 amino acids. The record is from RefSeq and is a predicted model, not a curated record. NCBI's taxonomy places the organism in Eukaryota, Viridiplantae, Streptophyta, Magnoliopsida, Ericales, Ebenaceae.